This is a messenger RNA of Punctularia strigosozonata HHB-11173 SS5, 1855 nucleotides long. RefSeq names its product WD40 repeat-like protein. Gene Ontology annotation, molecular function: protein binding. The record is from RefSeq and is a predicted model, not a curated record. The transcript has 7 exons. The coding region runs from base 4 to 1722 and encodes 572 amino acids. Lineage: Eukaryota; Fungi; Basidiomycota; Agaricomycetes; Corticiales; Punctulariaceae. Gene Ontology annotation, biological process: rRNA processing. Gene Ontology annotation, cellular component: nucleus.
GUCAUGAGCAGCCUCAUCUCGUCCCUGGCAUGGGUGAAGCGAGGAGCUGCUGCAAGGCACCCGAAAAAAUAUGUGCUCGAUGAUCGUGAACUCGAGCGCGUGAGCGCACUCGCCAGGAUUGAGCUUGAAGAUGCCAAGACAGAACUAGCGAGGGCGCAUGAGGCGGCAAAGUCCAUGGGCAAAGGCGCGGAGGGCACCGAGGCCGAUGAUACGGGCGAGGAAGAGGAUGACGAGGAUGCAUGGGUCGAUGAAGAUGAUGAUGCAAUGGACCAGGAUGACCCUGCACCAAAACCGAAGGAUGAUCUUUCACAGUACAAUCUGGACGAAUACGAUGACGAUGGGCCAACCGCAGAUCUUGGCCCUUUCAGCAACAUCAAGGGCUUACAAUAUUAUCGGGACAAUCAAGAAGAUCCGUAUAUAACGCUCAAAGAAGAAGAGGAAGACAACGAGCGCGAAGAGCUCGAAGUAUACCCUACCGACAACCUCCUAGUCACCGCCAAAACCGAAGAAGAGGUCUCGCAACUCGAGAUCUACGUCUACGAUGACUCCUCCGAGAACCUCUACGUCCACCACGACCUUAUGCUCCCCAACUUUCCCCUCUGCCUCGAAUGGCUCGAUUUCCCUCCAACGACUUCCUCCUCGUCUGCCGCCGAAGCGUCUCCCCUGGCCGGCUUCGGCAACUACAUCGCAGUGGGCACGCUCGACCCGGAGAUCGAGGUGUGGAGUCUGGACGUCGUCAACCCCGUCUACCCAGACGCCGUCCUCGGCCGACCGGACAUCUCGAACGCGCACGUCCCAACUCCUCUUGGCACGGGCAAGAAGAAGAAGAAGAAGACUAAGCACAGGCCGGUAGCCAGCGGGUGGCACGUCGACGCCGUACUCGGGCUGAGCUGGAAUCGGACGCACCGCAACCUGCUCGCAAGCGCGUCGGCGGAUCGCACCGUCAAGUUAUGGGAUCUAUCGCGGUGCAGCCCGGGGAGGGGUGGCGACGAGAACAUGGAGGACGGCGAGGCAAGCAGCGGGGGCGCCAUCAGGAGCUUUGAGGUGCACAAGGAUAAGGUGCAGGCCGUGCAGUGGAACGAGCGCGAACCGACGGUGCUGCUGACGGGGUCGUACGACCGCACGGUGCGCACAUUCGAUUCGCGUGCGCCAGACGCGGGAGUGGGUGCUGUUGUCGGGGCGGAUGUGGAAGCGCUGAGGUGGGAUCCGUGGGAGGCCCAUUCAUUCUAUGUGUCACUGGAAAAUGGCAUGGUCCUCAACUUUGACGCGCGCACGCUGCCGAGCGACCUUUCUUCCGCACCGUCCUCCGCUCGCUUCAUGCUGCAGGCGCACGACGGCGCAGCUUCUGCUAUUGACGUGAACCCACACAUCCGGGGAUGCAUCGUUACCGGUGGCACGGACAAGAUGGUGAAGGUUUGGAACGUCACCGAAGGCGAGAAGAUGAGCGUCAGCCUCGUCACUUCGCGCGAUCUCGGCGUCGGCAAAGUGUUCGCCGCAUCGUUCUCGCCCGAUGACCCGCUCACGCUCGCCGCCGCGGGCUCGAAGGCGAAGCUGCAGAUCUGGGAUGUAGGCGCGAACUUUGGUGUACGCAAAACGUUCGCGCAAAAGCUGAAGCAGGCCGGCAAGGAGUUGAAGGAGAGAGAGAAGAGCAGCGGAGGCGUCGUGGGCGUGGAAGACGAUGAUGAAGGGAGUGAGAGGGGUGGCGGAGUGGACGAAGAUUGAGGGCACGUUCAUGUCUUCGCAAUCGCUGUACCCGUCCAUGUUCACAUGCGCUGUCUGGGAAUGGGCCUUGGCGCGAUAUAUGUACCCCGAGCCAACGUUCAGAUUUAGAUGACCGGGCCCUCAAUGUGAUAAU